Messenger RNA from Schistocerca cancellata (South American locust), 3981 nucleotides. RefSeq names its product putative peptidyl-prolyl cis-trans isomerase dodo. Gene Ontology annotation, molecular function: protein binding; peptidyl-prolyl cis-trans isomerase activity. The coding region runs from base 113 to 592 and encodes 159 amino acids. The record is from RefSeq and is a predicted model, not a curated record. Lineage: Eukaryota; Metazoa; Arthropoda; Insecta; Orthoptera; Acrididae. The transcript has 3 exons. Gene Ontology annotation, cellular component: nucleus; cytosol.
AGAUUUGGUCGAGACAUAUCGCAGCGCAUAUUUUACGAUUUUCGGUGGACCGCCUUUUCUGUAGACGUGCAGCUGCGUAAAGUGUGCGAUUUAACCGAUUUUAAGAUUGAUUAUGGCAGAGGAAGAAUUACCGUCAGGGUGGGAAAAGCGUUUGAGCAGGUCAACUGGACAGCACUAUUAUCUUAAUGUAUAUACUAAAGAGAGCCAGUGGGAUCGUCCUGACAAACCUGCAGAACCUGUAUCCAGCAGUGGACCAGAGCAAGUGCAAUGCAGUCAUUUGCUUGUGAAGCAUCAGAAUUCACGGAGGCCAUCUUCUUGGAGGGAAGACACUAUUACACGCACAAAAGAGGAGGCUUUAGAGCUUGUCAAGUCAUAUCGUGAACAAAUUGUAUCAGGACGGGCGUCGUUUGCAGAACUGGCACAGAAGUAUUCAGACUGCAGUUCAGCGAGGCGAGGUGGUGACUUGGGACCCUUCGGUCGAGGUGCUAUGCAGCGACCAUUUGAACAGGCAGCAUUUGCUCUUAAAGUAGGCGAGCUCAGUGAGCCUGUCACUACUGAUUCAGGGAUUCACAUUAUUUUACGCACUGCAUAGGAGUAUCAACGAUACAUCUUGCUUACAGCAAAUUAUUUUAUUCAAAAUGCGUUACAGUUAUUACUUAAUUUGUUCAUGAUGUAAAAUAUGUAUAAAUUAAUGAAGGUCAUUAUUCAAAUGAUGCAUAGCUGGCAUUAGCAAACACUUCAGUGAAGUAUAGUGUGUGUUUUAAAUAUGAUCUGAGACAAGGUCUAAACUAUUGUUAUACUUAGGAAUGGUGGAAAAUUGGUUAACCAUAAAAACAGUUAUCUGAUGAGAAAAGAUGGUCAUAAUGUAAGCAGUUGUUGAAUUAUUUGCUGCAGAGCAGCUUUUAUUUUGCAUUGUUAUGUCUGCAAGUUUUUUCCCCCAAGUUCAUUUAUUUUGUAUCGAAGGAGGAUUGAAUCCUAUUUCUAGUUAAAAAUUGUUAAAUCACAAAAAUCUUUUAGUUUGUGGCAUCAGUUUGUGCAUUUAUAAAUAAAUACAUACUGUAUCUUAGUACAUCCAUUUUUUCAAUAUUUAGUUCAAAGACUGUAUAGUUUGUAAAGAAGGAAUGUAGGUUCAUCUUUUACUGCAGCUUUUACAUGUGGGAGGGGGGGUUGAGCACUUACAUUUGUCAGACACGUAGCAUAGUUUAACUAAGGCUCAUAGUGCUUUGUUUUUAUUGAUAGUUGUACAAAGAAAAUGUUAAGAAAUUGUAAUUCAUUUAUGAAGCAAGAGACUGCUGUGUGAAAAUUUAAAUGAACUUAUAAACCGAAAUUUAUGAAAGAAGCGCCGCAAGUCUUUGAUAAAUAAGAAAUUAGUAAUUAAAGCACUUUCAACAGACUUUUACAUUGCACUGCCAUAUAGAAGAAAAAUUUUAUAAUGGUGACCUUGAUUUUAACUCUGUGAUUCACUUGCACAGUUAGCGUAUACCAUUACAUUAUGUUGUAAAAUGAGAGAGACCAGAAUUAUUUUGACAGGUAAAUGUUUUUGUGAUGUAUCUCUAAGCCGUAAUAUUUCAGUAAUUGUUUUUCAAUAUUAUUUCUCUGUCUUCGAUUUUAAAAAUGCUUAAGCUCCAAGUUUUUUUGGGCUUGAAAGUUUCCCUGUGAGAACUCCUUGCAGGACUCGAAUUUGUUUAGCAGUUACUGUUGUAUCCAAAAGAGUAAGAUUUAUUUACAUGUAGGGUUUAUUUUAUUCGAAAUUUUAGAAAAAUCAAAUUUGUGUUGACUAAUAGGUAUAGAAUUUUGUAUGUUUUAUUUAUUGACAUAAGGUAAUGUUCAUUUAUUUUUUUUUUUUUUGGUGCAUCCUUUAUUGUUUUCACUUCUUCACUUUCAUUGUUAAAUUCUGUAUGAGAACUUUUUGCUGGCAGACACAAUUAUGUGAGUGACGCAUGAUUGGUUUCCUAUUGUAUAAAUACACAGGUAGCAACUUCUGUCUGUGCAAUGCAGUUAUGUGUAAAUAUUGAUUUCUUUUUGUUCCAAAACAUAUGCUAAUGUCAGUGACAUGUCAUUAUUCUGUAAAUACUUAUAAUAGUAGGCCUGAUUUUGUGCAUACUCUGGUUGACUACAGUUUAUGAUGAAUUAUAUUGUCAGCCCCCUUCUUACUGUAUAAAAAUACUGAUUCAUAUACUCGUGCAUCUGCUAUUUGUAAGCUGCAGGAGGCUUACACAAAUGUAGUCAAUAUUUAUAUUGUACAUCAAGCUUCAUAAAUGCCGGCUCUAGAUUGUAACAAAGUGUCUGAAAAGUUGCUACUUUCUCUAAAAUUUUCUUAAUAGCUUCCAGAACUUUUUCAUUACAUCAAGUCACAAAAAAAAAGCUAAUUCUAUCUGUAACAUUUCAGAAUAGGGGCCUAUUGUGUAUGUGGUGGAUAGAAAGUUUUCUAUGUUGAUAAAAGAUGUUUUCACAACAUGAAGCAAUAAGGAAUGUGGCCAAGAUAAAUAAGACUGUUGUUGCCAAUAAUGUACUAUUAGUAUUUGUUAAUGAUAUUUUAGCCAGUUUCUAUUUCUUUAGUGUGUAGAUAUUGCUGUAAAUGCAGAUCACAAUGAGAACACUUUUCAGUUAUGUACAGUUUGAAGCUUCAUAAUGUUCUGUAUCCAAAAAGAAUUUUUUCCUCUUGGAACUGUCUUCCACAGCUACUUUAUUUUUGUAUUUGUGAAACCACUUGCCAAUGUCAAUGACAGGUAGUACGAGGAGAGCUGAAAAACGAGGCUUCAGUCCUGAAAUCAAUAAUACCCAAAUAAAUAAUGUAAGAGUGUAGCUGUGGAAGUUUUUUCCAAAGGAAGAAAUUGAAACUUGAUGCAACUCUUCAGUAAUAACUUAGGUAUUAGUGCACAGAAGUAGUACAGAGGGAGCUUUUACACAUUUUUAUUAAUGCGGUAUUGUCAAAAUUAUGCCUAUCUGUGAUAUGAGCUCUAGAUCACAUCACCUGUGAAAUAAGUGUAUAUUGUGCAACUAGGAAACUUUUUAUACGGAAAAGGACACCUGUCCAAUUACUAACUUUCUGAAUACCUGACAUUUAUGAUUUAGUUCACUCCUUUCAUCUUCAGACUGUAGCUAGUACGACUAUCUAUUACACUUUUGUUGUCAGUGUUACUGCCACAGGAGGUGGCAAAAGGGUGGAAUAUCUGAGCUUUAUAUACAUUCCUGUUUAAACAUAUGGUUUGGAAAUGAACUGUGAAGUAUUAACCUAUUGCCUUGAGAGCGCGAAGGCCAUUAUGAAAGUUGCGAUUUAAUGAAAAUCCGGUGAGAGGUGCUUUGUUGGAUUUCUGCAAGUGUUAAUGCAAGAACAACUUGCAUGGUAGGUCUACCAAGAUGAAAUUAUUGUAGUAUGUUAAUCAAUUAGUGUGGAAUAGGGUCAACAAAAACAUUAUUUUGCUGGCUUCAUCCAGCUGUUUUGCAUAAAUUUGUUUAGUUGAAUUGAAUUUGUGAGUACUAGUAUCAAACAUGAUUAAUAGAUGUUUUCCUAUUUUUUUUUUUUUCAAAAAUAGUUCUAAGUGUGACUUGAAUUUGUGUACUUCAUAGUUAGAACUGAUAAAAGCUAAGUUAAAUUAACCAGUAAGUUUCCGUGUCAGAAUUUUCUGAAACUGUGCAAAGUUUUAUUUUUAGCUAUUGCUUCAAAAAUAUUAGAUGAAAGAGUUACCUACAUAGUUUCUACAGUGCAACAGUUGUGAAUAAUUUGUAUGAAGUUUCUGUGCUAUGUAAAGAAGUCUUCCUGUAUCAAUAACAUUUUGAUUGUUUACCCAUAAUCAAUUAUUUCUUAAUUUUUAGACGUGAGGUAAAGUAAAUGCCGUGUAGGUUUACAGAAUGAAGGCUUUACGUUCUGGUAUUUCUGUGCCUGUUUGUUUCUCACAAAUUAGUAGGUAAAUCCAGAAAAUAUAGGACUGAUGUUAAUGUAACAUAAUGUGAAUUAAAAAGUUUCGUUAAGUGUUUAAA